This is a messenger RNA of Solanum pennellii, 1019 nucleotides long. RefSeq names its product casparian strip membrane protein 2-like. The transcript has 3 exons. The coding region runs from base 294 to 851 and encodes 185 amino acids. Lineage: Eukaryota; Viridiplantae; Streptophyta; Magnoliopsida; Solanales; Solanaceae. The record is from RefSeq and is a predicted model, not a curated record.
UAAAAUCGUUUUUCGAAUAAAUUGUUGUUUAAGUACGUACCACAGAGAAAGUAGAGCAGGUAAAGAGUCUACAAAGCUGAGUGCAUGUCUUAGCCACUUCAACAAUGAUCAUACUUCAAAUAUAUUUGAGCAAAUCCACAUCAACCACUUCCUAUUGCUGGAAAUUACUAAAAAAAUUAUAAAUCCAAAAAAAUCCUUAGUAUUUGAUAAUAUAAAUUGAUGAUCAAUCUAAAAUCACUUAUAACAAGCUAAAAAUACAAAUCUUAUAGAUACUUGAGCCAUCGAAAAAACGAAUGAUGAAGGCGGUAGCAGUUGAAUCUGGAGAAGCAUCAAAGGCUAAAGGUCAUGGAGUUAACAGAGGACUCUCUGUAUUUGAUCUUGUUCUUCGUAUUGUCGCGAUUGUUGGUACCUUAGCUGGAGCAGUGGCAAUGGGAACUGCUGAACAAACUCUUCCUUUUGCCACACAACUUGUGCAAUUUUCAGCUCAAUAUGAUGAUUUUGACUCAUUUAAGUUGUUCGUGAUUGUGAAUGCAAUAGUAUGUGCAUAUCUUGCUCUUACUCUACCAUUUUCCAUCUUUCAUAUUAUGAGGAGCAGAGCAGGAAAAAGUCGGAUCUUGCUCAUCUUCCUUGACGCGAUAAUGCUGGUUCUUCUCACAUCUGGAGCCUCUGCAGCAGCUGCCAUUGUGUAUUUAGCACAUACUGGGAACACUUCUGCUAACUGGUUUUCAAUUUGUCAACAGUAUACCGAUUUCUGCCAACGAUCUGCUGGCUCUCUCAUCGGCUCAUUUGGCGCGAUGGUGUGUCUUGUUCUCCUCAUCAUUUUCUCAGCUGUCGCGAUAUCCAGACGAUAAAUCAAUGCUGUUUACAUUGGCUUGUGUAUCUGUUGUGUUUGAUAUUUGACUAAAGUUUCAUGCUUUGGAUUUUGUAUGCAAUUUAUCCUGUUACUUAUAUCAAUAAUAUAUAUUGUGCCUGUUUAGUUUUUCAAAUUGGAGUUCAAAAAAUGAUUCAAUUUUUCUCAA